CCAAGUAAUAACAGUCAGCUGGGCGUUCUUUGUAACCCCAUAAAAAUUGCCAUCUUUGGCUUUGGUGGGAGGACUGAAGAGUUGUCGUACGCAGGCGUGAUGAGUGUAUUUCCGUCUUCUUCCCUUGCGGAUACAGAGAAAUGACUGCUACUCUUCGCCCGUAUCUGAACGCUGUGCGUGCCACUCUGCAGGCAGCCCUAUGCCUGGAGAACUUCUCCUCUCAGGUGGUAGAGCGGCACAACAAACCAGAGGUGGAGGUCCGGAGCAGUAAGGAGCUGUUGCUGCAGCCUGUGAUCAUCAGCCGCAAUGAGAAGGAGAAGGUCUUGAUCGAAGGCUCCAUCAACUCUGUUCGUGUCAGCAUCGCUGUCAAGCAGGCAGAUGAGAUUGAGAAGAUCCUGUGCCACAAGUUCAUGCGCUUCAUGAUGAUGAGAGCAGAGAACUUCUUCAUCCUGCGAAGGAAACCUGUGGAGGGUUAUGACAUCAGCUUCCUCAUCACCAACUUCCACACGGAGCAGAUGUACAAACACAAGCUGGUGGACUUUGUCAUCCACUUCAUGGAGGAGAUUGACAAGGAGAUCAGUGAGAUGAAACUGUCCGUCAACGCCCGCGCUCGCAUUGUUGCCGAGGAGUUUCUUAAGAACUUUUGAGAAGGUACCCAUCAUUCCUCAUGCUGAUCACUUCAUAUGGCUAUCACCAUGGUUUCCGGAGCGGCGGGGAGGAGCUUAGAGGCCAGAGCAGGAAGGGGAAGCAUAAGUGGACAGCCAAUCAGCAAGGAGAACCGCAGAAAAGCGACCAAACGUCAAGGGAGUGUGGCCCUCUGAGUUCCCUGUAUUUAUGAAUAAUGAUGUUUGUACAUAAUAUUCUCAGCCUCACUUUCUGCCUUUUCAGAACAAAACUAGUAUCAGGGCUGGUCCUUAUAGUUAACCAAAUUAAUAUUCAUGAGAACAGGGAAUAAACCAUUUGAGAAUUUUGUUCUAACAAUUGAAAAUUUUCUUUUUUUAUAUCUGUAUUACAUGGGUCCUUUGUUACAGUGGACUUUAAACAUCAUGUUGUUCUUAACAUCAUGAAGAACAGUGGGUAGUGGUACACUUGUAUUUCACACAAAAAGCAUAUGCAACCUGAGUGGCAAGAAACCACAAUAAUGAUGACUGUGAUUACAAGGACAAUAAACCCCAAUUGUGCUG
Molecule: messenger RNA, 1184 nt
Organism: Conger conger (European conger)
Lineage: Eukaryota; Metazoa; Chordata; Actinopteri; Anguilliformes; Congridae
Product: actin-related protein 2/3 complex subunit 4
Exons: 6
Coding region: 141-647 (168 amino acids)
Biological process (GO): Arp2/3 complex-mediated actin nucleation; actin filament polymerization
Cellular component (GO): Arp2/3 protein complex; actin cytoskeleton
Molecular function (GO): actin filament binding
Source: RefSeq, a predicted model, not a curated record